CUUUGCUGCGGAUUCGGAUAUACAAAUGAUAAUUUCCACCGAUAUAGAUCUAAGAUACUCUACCUGCAACUAACAACAACAUAGUUAAAUACCAGGGUUUAUUAACGCCAAGUAAUUUAAUUAUCAUAUACGAUGGCUAAUGACUUCCAAAUAUUCACAUCUAUACGCUAUGAUCCCUCUCUAUUAAAAGUCCCGGAGCUCGGAUUUAACAAUGUCGGAUGGAACCAGAAUCCUUCUCCCUUUUACAUGCUUGACUUCCACCGGGAUCGCAUGCUAAGGGCUGCCGUAUAUUGGGAUUGGAAUGCCGCCAUUGCCACUCUUUCCGGAGAGAAAGGCAUCGAAAAUCUACAGAGCUUUCUCAAAACCAAUGCCGCCGGAUUGGGAAGCGGACCUCACCGAGUAAUGAUUACUCUAGCUUCGGAUGGAACUUUGGGUUAUCAGACAUCACCUCUUCCAGAAACACACAUAAAUAAUCUACACCCCGAAUCCUUACCGAGCCCGAACUCAGAUGAUCUGGAUUCAGUUGGAAAGGGUAAGGUUGUUGUGCAAGAUCCCCUGUACGACAUACUUCUUGAUAGUCAGAAGACAGCGAAAUCCGAGUUCACUCAUUAUAAGACCACUUUUAGAGACAUAUAUAAUUCCGCACGAAAAAGAGCUCAAAUAAAUCCAGGUGAGAAGAAAGAAGUACUUCUUGUCAACGAAGAUGGUCAAGUUAUGGAGGGUAGUAUUAGUACCCCUUAUUUUUGGAGGGAUGGAAAAUGGGUGACUCCGCCCAUUCCAAGCGAGUAUGACGCCUCACAAGGUAGCGGCGGGAAUGAUGGUACGACUAGAAGAUGGGCACUGGAAAGAAACCUUGCAAUUGAGCAAGUCGUGCUUGUCGAUUCACUACUUGACGGUGAAAAUUGUUGGAUAAGUAACGGCCUUCGAGGCUUCAUAUCUGGAAAGGUGAAGCUACGUUGAGUUUCAUGAUACCUUCCUACAUAUGUAGCUGAUCAACUCUACACGAAUCCUGCCGGUAAUUACUACUCCUUGGAAAGACCUAACCGACUGUUGGCGCACAAUUAAAACUUAAACAACUGUACGAAUGAGAUAAGGAGUGUAGUAUAUCAACAACACUACAGCAUUUGGCGCGCCAUUGUACGAUGCUCGAGGAACGACCACCUGGAUAUUAAUAUCCGCAGUAGUAACGGCUUUCCCGUGUCACUCGUCAAUGAUGUUCUACGGUGACGUCGUUCUGUGCAACCGAACCUUUAUCAAUAAUAAGUCCCCUUAAGAGUUUCUUAAAGCAGUCUUUCCUUCCAAUAGAAAAGAUGUCCAAGUACCUACAUGUAGGUAGGUAUUGGCAAUGACGAGGCUAAAUCAAGACGUAUCACGA
Messenger RNA from Hypoxylon trugodes, 1375 nucleotides. RefSeq names its product aminotransferase. NCBI's taxonomy places the organism in Eukaryota, Fungi, Ascomycota, Sordariomycetes, Xylariales, Hypoxylaceae. The record is from RefSeq and is a predicted model, not a curated record. The coding region runs from base 133 to 960 and encodes 275 amino acids. The transcript is spliced from 2 exons. Gene Ontology annotation, molecular function: catalytic activity.